Molecule: messenger RNA, 1275 nt
Organism: Coccidioides posadasii C735 delta SOWgp
Lineage: Eukaryota; Fungi; Ascomycota; Eurotiomycetes; Onygenales; Onygenaceae
Biological process (GO): regulation of transcription by RNA polymerase II; regulation of cyclin-dependent protein serine/threonine kinase activity
Cellular component (GO): nucleus; transcription factor TFIIK complex
Molecular function (GO): cyclin-dependent protein serine/threonine kinase regulator activity
Source: RefSeq, a predicted model, not a curated record
AUGCUCGAGGACGACAUCUAUCGAACGUCCACCCAGUACCGGCUCUGGUCGUUCACCAAGGAAUCUUUAAAUUCUAUUCGAGAAAACACCAAUUCCCUUGCGAGCGUUCGUGUUCGAGAUGCGAUCCGUCGGGCGCAAGAAGCUCGCCCCGCGACUUCGACGCCUGGAGGCAGCGAUGAACCAGAUUCAAAGACCAAUACACCCGCAGGGCCUGAGAGUGAGAUUGAGUGUUUGACGCCGGAAGACGAAUUGGAAUUGGUGCAAUAUUAUUGUGAGAAAACGCUGGAGCUCGGGGAUGAAUACAAGCCUCCGCUGCCGACGACGGUGAGGGCCACCGCUAUUCAAUAUCUGCGCCGUUUCUAUGUCACCAACUCGCCUAUGACCUAUCACCCGAAAUCAAUAAUGCCCUGUGCCCUUUUUCUUGCCACGAAAACGGACAAUUACUACAUGUCCCUGCGUUCAUUUGCGGAAAAGAUCCCUAAUACGACUGCAGAGGAUAUUAUAGCUCCAGAAUUCCUGCUUACUCAGGGCCUACGAUUCGCGUUUGACAUCCGCCACCCCUUUCGGGGCCUGGAAGGCGGAGUCAUGGAACUCACCGCCAUAGCAAAAGGCGAAGGUGCGCCUGGUCCCCAUCACCCAGAGCAAACGGCCGCAAAGCUCCAAGAAGCCAUCCAGGCCAUUCCUCCGGCAGAGGGAGCGGCACCGUCAGCCUCCAUAACGGACCGUAUCGCCUCCGCCCAUGGGAAGACAAGACAAAUCCUCAAAACCGCCGCCCAAAUGACAGAUGCCUACUUCCUUUACACACCCUCACAGAUCUGGCUUUCUGCCCUCCUCCUCGUGGACCAGCCCCUCCUGGAAUUUUACCUCGAUACAAAACUCGGCCCCGCGCCGUCUGGUUCCCCGCCAGCCAGCGCUCCAGAAUCCGCUCUAGCCAUGCUUUUCGCCCUCCGUGCAAAGCUCACGGGUGUCCUGGAGUCUUGCUCCACGCUCCUGGGGACGUAUCUAAACACCCAUGACCCCAAUGUCCCUCCAGAUCCGGCCCGCAUGAAGAACCUAAAACGCAUUGGCAAAAAACUUUACCACUGCCAAAACCCCGAGAAGUUCUCUGAGCUAAGCGCGGGUAGGACCCAGAGGAGGGAGGGUUCGGGGAGCACCACGCCAGCCCUGCUCCCUACCGCUGGCGGAGGCGAUGUGGAUGAGACUGAGGGUCCUGCUGUCAAAAAGAGGAAGUUGGAGAAGGAGGCGGAGGAGGCUGGUAAUGGUGGUAAUAAAUGA